AUGCCGUACGAGAGCUUCAAGAGUUCGCAGCUCGUGUCCAUCCGCGGACUCGUGCAGGAUCGCAAGACCGGCACGUGGCGAUUUCUGCUGCAAAGCGACGGCACGUCCGCCUUCGCCACGCGUCCGUGCACGACGCAGUCGUACACGAUCCGUCGCAGUUUCGAGGACUUCAAGCGGCUCCACGAGGCGGUCGCGCCGCUCAUGACGAAAGGUGGCAAGUCCCAGCUUCCCAAGCUGCCGAACGAUAGUCUUUUGACGUUCUUCGUGGGGGAGACGCAGACGGCGCUACAGAAAAAACGCCACACGCUGGAGCGCGUCCUGGCGGCCAUUGAGGCACACCCGGAUGCCAGUGAGGCGCCCGAGUACCUGGAAUUCUUGGCCAACCUCAACUCGUACGACGAGGUGGCCAAGGCCCCUCUGUCGCCCAGUGUCAGCUCACGUAGCAGCUUCAGCUUCAGCGAGGACGGGACCGUCACCCCACGAGACUUCGUGGGCCCCAACAUGCUCACCACGUCGAGAUCGGCCAACGCCCUGCGACGAGCGUAUUACCAAAAUGACGGAGCUGAGCGCGAGAACCACGUGCCGUUCUCGCACUUCAGCAUGACCUGA
Messenger RNA from Phytophthora infestans T30-4, 609 nucleotides. RefSeq lists its product as uncharacterized. NCBI's taxonomy places the organism in Eukaryota, Oomycota, Peronosporomycetes, Peronosporales, Peronosporaceae. Gene Ontology annotation, molecular function: phosphatidylinositol binding. The record is from RefSeq and is a predicted model, not a curated record. The transcript is spliced from 2 exons. The coding region runs from base 1 to 609 and encodes 202 amino acids.